AAAAUUUGGGAAAAAAUGCCAUCUGGAAUUCGUCAUCUGCAGAGAGGGUCUGGGUUCCUCUUGGUUCAGUUCAAAUCGGACCGAAAUCGAGGUUCACUUUUGCAAAUCCAACAUGGCUUCCUGGAUUUCAGGAAGGCCUUUCGGCUCUCCACAACUUUAUCACUUAAAAGACCACCGAUAUUUAAUUCACUAGAAGAGAUCGGUAAAAUGGCAAGGCAUAGAAAUUACAGGAAUUAUGCUUAUGAAGACGACAUGUCUGAUGAUGUUUAUGGACAUUCAGUGGAAGACCAUGACAUGGCUGUAUCACCAACAACUGCUGAGGAGUUUAUGUUCAGACGUAGCAACAGUCGGGAUUCAAGUCUCUCUGCCUAUAUGGCUGGCAGGUUCGCUAGUGUAGAGGAAGAAGAUGAGGAGUCCGAGGAAGAACCUCUUUCUGUUUCUCAGGAUUACAGAAGACCUCAGUUAGAUCCAAUUAGUGAAGCCAAGCUGUUAUCUUGUCUGGAUCAACUGCAUUCUAUUCUUGGUGAGAGCUUGCAUGAACCCACAGCUGUCACAGCAAUUAUACAAAGUAACUUUGACACAGAAAGGGCUCUGGAUCACAUUUUCAGUCAAGGGGGAAAACAAGACUUGAAAGCAAAUUGUCACCCUUCUGGGACUGAAGGCAUCUUCAGCACUCCAAGAAAAGACCUUGAGCUGCAGGUAAAACUUCAACAUCCUUUGCUAAAUCAUACAGCCAAUGGCAUCAAGAAGGAAGGAGUGGUGGAUUCACAUGUUCCUGUGGUUACUUCUUUGUCAGAAAAAACGGUUGUAGGAUUCUCAACUCCUCCAGUUGACAAAUCAAAAUUGAGGGAAAGUUGUUUUGUAGGGCAAGUUGAGGUGGAAACUGACCAAGCAAAAUUGACAGAGACAAGCAAGCAAAGAACAGCUGGAAAAAGCAGUGAGCAGUUGUUAGCUGAUGCAGAAAAAGAAUAUGACAAACAUCAGAAAGGAAAAACACUUCUUAAUUUAGUGGUCAUUGGUCAUGUUGAUGCUGGAAAAAGUACACUGAUGGGUCAUCUUCUUUAUCUUCUUGGAAAUGUCUCAAAAAAGUCUAUGCAUAAAUAUGAGAUGGAGUCCAAAAAAGCAGGAAAAGCUUCAUUUGCAUAUGCCUGGAUUUUAGAUGAAACUGGCGAGGAAAGAGAGCGGUAGGCCAUACAGUUUGUUACACCACCACCAUUUUCAUGUCACAGUGAGAGGCAAACACUUCACUCAUACUAACCAAGACAAAGUGAUUUUCAGGCUGAUGUUGCUGUAUUGGUAGUUGGCUCCAGCACUGGUGAAUUUGAGUCAGGAUUUGAAGCUGGAGGACAGACUAGAGAGCAUGCACUUCUGGUGAGGUCACUGGGUGUAACACAGAUUGUUGUCGCAGUCAACAAGCUUGAUAAUGCUCUCUGGUCAGAAGCUCGAUAUGAUCAUAUUGUGGGAAAGCUUAAGCACUUCCUAAAACAGGCAGGAUUUAAGGACUCUGAUGUUGUGUAUGUUCCCUGCAGUGGUCUCACUGGUGAGAACCUUGUAGGGCCUUGUGAAGAGCCCCUACUAUUGAAAUGGUAUAAUGGACCUUCCUUACUGGACAGAAUAGAUAAUUUAAAGGCUCCAAAGCGGGACCUUGACAAAGCCUUUAGGUUCUGUGUGUCAGAUGUUUAUAAAGGAAUGGGAACUGGAAUAAAUGUUACUGGAAAGCUAGAAGCUGGUAAACUUCAAAUUGGUGACAAGGUUGUUGUCAUGCCAGCAGGGAAGCAAGGACUGGUGAAGGGACUGAGUGUACAUGAUGAUCCAGUACAAUUAGCAUAUGCUGGCGAUCAGUUGACACUGGUAUUAUCAGGCUUGGACAUGAUGCAUCUUGGAGUUGGAAGUGUUUUGUGUAUACCCUCUUCACCUAUCAAGUGCACUACAAAACUGAGAGCUCGUAUUUUAGUUUUUAACAUUCGUGUUCCAAUCACAAAAGGAUUUAUGGUAUUGUUUCACUAUAAAACAUUAAAUGAACCAGCCACUGUGGAGAGGCUUUGUAGUGUCUUACACAAGAGCACAGGAGAAGUUCUACAAAAGAAGCCCAGAUGUUUAACAAAGAAUUCUAAUGCUGAGGUGGUUAUUCAAACCUACAAACCAGUUUGUGUUGAAUUGUAUAAAGACUACAAAGAUCUUGGAAGAUUUAUGCUGCGCUAUGGCAGUGAGACUAUUGCUGCCGGAAUUGUGACAGAGAUUCUAUAAUGACCAAGAACCGAUAACAACCAGUACACAAGUUGUUAGAGCCGCUAUUUAAGAAUGGUGCUGACAGGAUGCAGUGCAGUAUAGAGUGGAAAUGUGGAAGAUUGCAAUGAGUUUGUAGCAAUUUAUGAAGAAAUCCUCAUCGAAUUCAAACAAUUUUAAAGAAAUUGUAAUUAGAGAUGUGAAAAAGAAGCAAUAAAAUGUCAAAAAAA
Orbicella faveolata is the source of this 2456-nucleotide messenger RNA. Its product is annotated as HBS1-like protein. NCBI's taxonomy places the organism in Eukaryota, Metazoa, Cnidaria, Anthozoa, Scleractinia, Merulinidae. The record is from RefSeq and is a predicted model, not a curated record. Gene Ontology annotation, molecular function: GTPase activity; GTP binding.